Messenger RNA from Urocitellus parryii (Arctic ground squirrel), 6200 nucleotides. Its product is annotated as sodium channel protein type 3 subunit alpha. Gene Ontology annotation, molecular function: voltage-gated sodium channel activity. Gene Ontology annotation, biological process: sodium ion transmembrane transport; neuronal action potential; membrane depolarization during action potential. Gene Ontology annotation, cellular component: voltage-gated sodium channel complex; plasma membrane. Lineage: Eukaryota; Metazoa; Chordata; Mammalia; Rodentia; Sciuridae. The record is from RefSeq and is a predicted model, not a curated record.
AUGGCACAGGCACUGCUGGUACCCCCAGGACCUGAAAGCUUCCGCCUUUUCACUAGAGAAUCUCUUGCUGCUAUCGAAAAACGUGCCGCAGAAGAGAAAGCCAAGAAGCCCAAGAAAGAACAAGACAAUGAUGAUGAGAACAAACCAAAGCCAAACAGUGACUUGGAAGCUGGAAAGAACCUUCCAUUUAUUUACGGAGACAUUCCUCCAGAGAUGGUGUCAGAGCCCCUGGAGGACCUGGACCCCUACUAUAUCAAUAAGAAAACUUUUAUAGUAUUGAAUAAAGGGAAGGCAAUUUUCCGAUUCAGUGCCACCUCUGCCUUGUAUAUUUUAACUCCAUUAAACCCUGUAAGGAAAAUCGCUAUUAAGAUUUUAGUACACUCCUUAUUCAGCAUGCUUAUCAUGUGCACUAUUUUGACCAACUGUGUAUUCAUGACUUUGAGUAACCCUCCUGAUUGGACAAAGAAUGUAGAGUACACAUUCACUGGGAUCUAUACCUUUGAGUCAUUUAUAAAAAUCUUGGCAAGAGGGUUUUGUUUAGAAGGUUUUACAUUCCUUCGUGAUCCAUGGAACUGGCUGGAUUUCAGUGUCAUUGUGAUGGCGUAUGUAACAGAAUUUGUAAGCCUAGGCAAUGUUUCAGCUCUUCGAACUUUCAGAGUCUUGCGAGCUCUGAAAACUAUUUCUGUAAUUCCAGGUCUGAAGACCAUCGUGGGGGCCCUGAUCCAGUCAGUGAAGAAGCUCUCAGAUGUCAUGAUUCUGACUGUGUUCUGUCUGAGCGUGUUUGCUCUAAUUGGACUGCAGCUGUUCAUGGGCAACCUGAGGAAUAAAUGUUUGCAAUGGCCCCCAAAUGAUUCUGCCUUUGAAACCAACACCACUUCCUACUUCAAUGGCACAAUGGAUUCAAAUGGGACAUUUGUUAAUGUAACAAUGAGCACAUUUAAUUGGAAAGAUUACAUUGGAGAUGACAGUCACUUUUAUGUUUUGGAUGGACAAAAAGAUCCUUUACUCUGUGGGAAUGGCUCAGAUGCAGGUCAGUGUCCAGAAGGAUACAUCUGCGUGAAGGCUGGCCGGAACCCCAACUAUGGCUACACAAGCUUUGACACCUUCAGUUGGGCCUUUCUGUCCUUAUUCCGUCUGAUGACUCAAGACUACUGGGAGAACCUUUAUCAGUUGACAUUACGUGCUGCUGGAAAAACAUACAUGAUAUUUUUUGUCCUGGUGAUUUUCUUGGGCUCUUUUUACUUGGUAAAUUUGAUCCUGGCUGUGGUGGCCAUGGCCUACGAGGAACAGAAUCAGGCCACACUGGAAGAGGCAGAACAGAAGGAGGCAGAAUUUCAGCAGAUGCUUGAACAGCUUAAAAAACAACAGGAAGAAGCUCAGGCAGUUGCAGCCGCAUCCGCAGCUUCAAGAGAUUUCAGUGGGAUAGGUGGCUUGGGAGAGCUCUUGGAAAGUUCUUCAGAAGCAUCAAAGUUAAGCUCCAAAAGUGCCAAGGAGUGGAGGAAUCGGAGAAAGAAAAGAAGACAGAGGGAGCAUCUCCAAGGAAACCGAGAAGGAGACACGUUUCCCAAAUCUGAAUCGGAAGACAGUGUCAAAAGAAGAAGCUUUCUUUUCUCCAUGGAUGGAAACCGGUUGACUGGUGACAAGAAGUUCUGCUCCCCUCAUCAGUCUCUGCUGAGUAUCCGUGGAUCCCUGUUUUCCCCAAGACGCAAUAGCAAAACUAGCAUUUUCAGCUUCAGAGGUCGGACAAAGGAUGUUGGAUCUGAAAAUGACUUUGCUGAUGAUGAGCACAGCACAUUUGAAGACAGCGAGAGCAGGAGAGACUCACUGUUUGUGCCUCACAGACAUGGAGAGCGACGCAACAGUAACGUUAGUCAGGCCAGUAUGUCAUCCAGGAUGGUGCCAGGGCUUCCAGCAAAUGGGAAGAUGCACAGCACUGUGGAUUGCAAUGGUGUGGUUUCCUUGGUGGGUGGACCAUCAGCUCUAACGUCACCUACUGGACAACUUCAGCCAGAGGUGAUAAUAGAUAAACUAGCUGCUACUGACACUGGUACCACCACUGAAACGGAAGUCAGAAAGAGAAGGCUAAGUUCUUACCAGAUUUCAAUGGAAAUGCUGGAGGAUUCCUCUGGAAGGCAAAGAGCCAUGAGUAUAGCCAGCAUCCUGACCAACACAAUGGAGGAACUUGAAGAGUCUAGACAGAAAUGUCCACCUUGCUGGUAUAGAUUUGCCAAUGUGUUCUUGAUCUGGGAUUGCUGCGAUGCCUGGUUAAAAGUAAAGCAUCUUGUGAAUUUAAUUGUCAUGGAUCCAUUUGUUGAUCUUGCCAUCACUAUUUGCAUUGUCUUAAAUACCCUUUUUAUGGCCAUGGAACACUACCCCAUGACUGACCAAUUCAGUAGCGUGUUAACUGUAGGAAACCUGGUCUUCACUGGGAUCUUCACAGCAGAAAUGGUUCUCAAGAUCAUUGCCAUGGAUCCCUACUAUUAUUUCCAAGAAGGCUGGAAUAUCUUUGAUGGAAUUAUUGUCAGCCUGAGUUUAAUGGAGCUGGGUCUGGCAAAUGUGGAGGGAUUGUCUGUACUGCGAUCCUUCAGACUGCUUCGAGUUUUCAAGUUGGCAAAAUCCUGGCCCACACUGAAUAUGCUAAUAAAGAUCAUUGGCAAUUCCGUGGGGGCUCUGGGAAACCUCACCUUGGUGUUGGCCAUCAUUGUCUUCAUUUUUGCCGUGGUUGGCAUGCAGCUCUUUGGAAAGAGCUACAAAGAAUGUGUCUGCAAGAUCAAUGAAGACUGCACGCUCCCACGAUGGCACAUGAACGACUUCUUCCACUCCUUUCUGAUUGUAUUCCGAGUGCUGUGUGGAGAGUGGAUAGAGACCAUGUGGGACUGUAUGGAGGUUGCUGGUCAAACCAUGUGCCUUAUUGUUUUCAUGUUGGUCAUGGUCAUUGGGAACCUUGUGGUUCUGAACCUCUUUCUGGCCUUAUUGUUGAGUUCUUUCAGCUCAGACAACCUUGCUGCUACUGAUGAUGAUAAUGAAAUGAACAAUCUCCAAAUUGCAGUAGGAAGAAUGCAAAAGGGAAUCGAUUAUGUGAAAAAUAAGAUACGGGAAUGUUUCCGAAAAGCUUUCUUUAGAAAGCCAAAAGUCAUAGAAAUCCAUGAAGGCAACAAAAUAGACAGCUGCAUGUCCAAUAACACUGGAAUUGAAAUAAGCAAAGAGAUUAAUUAUCUUAAAGAUGGAAAUGGAACCACCAGUGGUGUAGGUACUGGAAGCAGUGUUGAAAAAUACGUAAUUGAUGAAAAUGAUUAUAUGUCGUUCAUAAACAACCCCAGCCUCACUGUAACAGUGCCAAUUGCUGUUGGAGAGUCUGACUUUGAAAACUUAAAUACUGAAGAGUUCAGCAGCGAGUCAGAACUAGAAGAAAGCAAAGAGAAAUUAAAUGCAACCAGCUCAUCUGAAGGAAGCACAGUUGAUGUUGCUCCUCCCCGUGAAGGUGAACAGGCUGAAAUUGAACCUGAGGAAGACCUUAAACCAGAAGCUUGUUUUACUGAAGGGUGUAUUAAAAAGUUUCCCUUUUGUCAAGUAAGCACAGAAGAAGGCAAAGGAAAAAUCUGGUGGAAUCUUCGGAAAACCUGCUAUAGCAUUGUUGAGCACAACUGGUUUGAGACUUUCAUUGUCUUCAUGAUACUUCUCAGUAGCGGUGCUUUGGCUUUUGAAGAUAUAUAUAUUGAACAGCGAAAGACUAUCAAAACCAUGCUAGAAUAUGCUGACAAGGUCUUUACUUAUAUAUUCAUUCUGGAAAUGCUUCUCAAAUGGGUAGCUUAUGGAUUUCAAACGUAUUUCACUAAUGCCUGGUGCUGGCUGGAUUUCUUGAUUGUUGAUGUUUCUUUGGUCAGUUUGGUAGCCACUGCUCUUGGCUACUCAGAACUUGGUGCCAUCAAAUCCCUCCGGACACUCAGAGCUUUAAGACCUCUAAGAGCUUUAUCUCGAUUUGAAGGAAUGAGGGUGGUGGUGAAUGCUCUGGUGGGAGCCAUUCCCUCAAUCAUGAAUGUGCUGCUGGUCUGUCUCAUCUUCUGGCUGAUCUUUAGCAUCAUGGGUGUGAAUCUGUUUGCUGGCAAGUUCUACCACUGUGUUAACAUGACAACAGGCAACAUGUUUGAAGUUAGUGAAGUCAACAAUUUGAGUGAUUGUCAAGCUCUUGGCAAGCAAGCUAGGUGGAAAAACGUGAAAGUAAACUUUGACAAUGUUGGCGCUGGCUAUCUUGCCUUGCUUCAGGUGGCCACGUUUAAAGGCUGGAUGGACAUUAUGUAUGCAGCUGUUGAUUCACGAGAUGUUAAACUUCAACCUGUAUAUGAAGAAAAUCUUUAUAUGUAUUUAUACUUUGUCAUAUUCAUCAUCUUUGGAUCUUUCUUCACUCUGAAUCUAUUCAUUGGUGUCAUCAUAGAUAACUUCAACCAGCAGAAAAAGAAGUUUGGAGGUCAAGAUAUCUUUAUGACAGAGGAACAGAAAAAAUAUUACAAUGCAAUGAAGAAACUUGGAUCCAAGAAACCUCAGAAACCCAUUCCUCGGCCUUCAAACAAAUUCCAGGGAAUGGUGUUUGAUUUUGUAACCAGACAGGUCUUUGAUAUCAGCAUCAUGAUCCUCAUCUGCCUCAACAUGGUCACCAUGAUGGUAGAAACUGAUGACCAGAGCAAAUACAUGACUCUAGUUCUGUCCCGAAUCAACCUCGUGUUCAUUGUCCUGUUCACUGGGGAGUUUGUGCUGAAGCUCAUCUCCCUCAGAUACUACUACUUCACCAUAGGCUGGAACAUCUUUGAUUUUGUAGUAGUGAUUCUCUCCAUUGUCGGAAUGUUUCUUGCUGAGCUGAUAGAAAAAUAUUUUGUGUCCCCAACCUUGUUCCGAGUGAUCCGUCUUGCCAGGAUUGGCCGAAUCCUACGCCUGAUCAAAGGGGCUAAGGGAAUCCGCACACUGCUCUUUGCUUUGAUGAUGUCCCUUCCUGCCUUGUUUAACAUCGGCCUCCUGCUCUUCCUGGUCAUGUUCAUCUAUGCCAUCUUUGGAAUGUCUAACUUUGCCUAUGUUAAGAAGGAAGCUGGAAUCGAUGACAUGUUCAACUUUGAGACCUUUGGCAACAGCAUGAUCUGCCUGUUCCAAAUCACCACCUCUGCUGGCUGGGAUGGAUUGCUGGCACCUAUUCUCAAUAGUGCCCCACCUGACUGUGACCCUGACGCAAUUCACCCUGGAAGCUCAGUUAAGGGAGACUGUGGGAACCCCUCUGUUGGGAUUUUCUUUUUUGUCAGUUACAUCAUCAUAUCCUUUCUGGUUGUGGUGAACAUGUACAUCGCUGUCAUCCUGGAGAACUUCAGUGUUGCUACUGAAGAAAGUGCAGAGCCCCUGAGUGAAGAUGACUUUGAGAUGUUCUAUGAGGUUUGGGAGAAGUUUGAUCCUGAUGCAACCCAGUUCAUAGAGUUCGCCAAGCUCUCUGAUUUUGCAGMUGCYYURGAUCCUCCUCUUCUCAUAGCAAAACCAAACAAAGUCCAGCUCAUUGCUAUGGACCUGCCGAUGGUCAGUGGAGACCGGAUCCAUUGCCUCGACAUUUUAUUUGCUUUUACAAAGCGUGUUUUGGGUGAGAGUGGAGAGAUGGAUGCCCUUCGAAUACAGAUGGAAGAUAGGUUCAUGGCAUCGAACCCCUCCAAAGUCUCUUACGAGCCUAUCACUACCACUUUGAAGCGCAAGCAAGAGGAGGUGUCGGCUGCUAUCAUUCAGCGUAAUUUCAGAUGCUAUCUUUUAAAGCAAAGGUUAAAAAACAUAUCAAGUACAUAUAACAAAGAAACAAUCAAAGGGAGGAUUGACUUACCUAUAAAAGAAGGCAUGAUUAUUGACAAAUUAAAUGGGAAUUCCACCCCAGAGAAAACAGAUGGAAGUUCCUCUACCACUUCCCCUCCUUCCUAUGAUAGCGUUACAAAACCAGACAAAGAAAAGUUUGAGAAAGACAAGCCAGAAAAAGAAAGCAAAGGGAAAGAGGUCAGAGAAAAUCAAAAGUAAAAAAGAAACAAAGCAUUAUCUUUGUAAUCAAUUGUUUACAGCCUAUGAAGGUAUAGUGUGUGUGUCAACUGGACUCCAGAGGAGGUCCUUGCCAAACUGACUGUUGUAACAAAUACUCAUGGUCAGUGCCUAUACACGACAGUGACCUCUCUGUCACUGCAACUCUGUGA